GAGACAAAACAGCUGGCUAAAGGACUGUAUGGAGACCGUCACAUGAGAUCUGAUGUCAUACGGGACGCGCGGCAGAGGCAGCUGCUCUCGUAAGGUGGCAGUCAGUCAUCAAUUGAAUAGGAGCAAAGAAAUCAACGCAUUGCGCACAGACAUUAUUGUUGUUAUAAAACCUUGGGAUUUUCAAAUUAAAUUAGAGGUUUGCAGUUUGUAAUAAGCUGAACUUUUCCAGCGACAUUUGAUCUUAUUUUGCAAACCGACAGACGAUGGACAGCAACGUGGUGCAGAUUUUUAAGGAGGACAAAUGCCCCUUAUCUCACCCCGAGAAGUGUUUGCCCAACUUCACAUGGCAGUCUGUUGUCUCGGACAUUUAUAACUAUUCACUGAAUGAAAGCUGGACGAACGAGCAGGAAACUAGGUCCCCUAUCAUUCCGAUCAUCGCUGCCGUGUACUCUGUGGUGUUUGUUGUCGGACUAGUGGGAAACUGCCUUGUGAUGUAUGUCAUUAUCAGAUACACUAAAAUGAAAACCGCCACCAACAUCUACAUCUUCAACCUGGCUGUUGCCGAUGCCUUGGUAACCACCACCAUGCCCUUCCAGAGCACAGAUUACCUACUGAACUCCUGGCCGUUUGGUGAGGUGGUGUGUAAGGUUUUCAUCUCCAUCGACUACUACAACAUGUUCACUAGUAUCUUCACUUUGACCAUGAUGAGCGUGGACCGCUAUGUGGCGGUCUGCCACCCUAUCAAGGCUCUGGACUUCCGGACUCCGAUGAAUGCUAAGAUCAUCAAUAUCCUCAUCUGGGGUUUGUCCUCGGCUGCUGGGAUCCCUGCAAUGGUCCUUGGGAGCACUCAGACAAACAAUGGGACGACAGAGUGUGCUCUGCAGUUUCCAGAACCGUAUAUCUACUGGGACACAGUGAUGAAGAUCUGCGUCUUCAUCUUCGGCUUUGUGGCUCCCCUCCUCAUCAUCACCGUUUGCUACACGCUCAUGGUCCUGCGCCUUAAAAGCGUCCGCCUGCUGUCGGGCUCGCGGGAAAAAGACCGCAACCUGAGACGCAUCACCCGCCUGGUGCUGGUUGUGGUCGCUGUGUUUGUGGUGUGCUGGACGCCCAUACACAUCUUCAUCUUGGUCAAAGCUCUCGCGCACGGAGUGCCGGAGACCACAGCAGUCAUGGCCGCCUACUUCUUCUGUGUGGCGCUUGGAUACACCAACAGCAGUCUCAACCCCAUCCUGUACGCUUUCCUUGAUGAGAACUUCAAACGGUGCUUCAGGGACUUCUGCUGCCCGGGCCGGGCCAAGGGGGACGGGCACGGCGUCAGUCGGGUCAGAAGCACUCUUCGUGAGCACACGUGCCCAGCAGAGGCCAAACGGGACGGAGGCCACGGUCGACCCGUAUGACUAGCCGUGGAGCUAUCAUCCUUUCAGGGUCGAGAGGACUCGAAUGACCUGGGACUGACACAGAUCACCACCGCCAUCUGAGGAAGAGAAUGUGCCCUUUAUGUUUUUAAAAUAACUAUUGCUAGAGUUUGCAAAAAGCGAUCGUUUAGUGAAAUCAUUGUCUUGUUUCGUAUGUCCAUCCAUAUUCAAUUUUUUACAGAAUCACCUCAUUCAAAUCUUUGUUUAUCACUUUUCUUUUAUGUCCAUCGACCAAAGAUGUUGUAUGGUUAAAAUGUCAUUGCGUAAUGUUAUAAGUCCUUUGUGAUAUUAUAUUAC
Messenger RNA from Rhinichthys klamathensis goyatoka, 1712 nucleotides. It is a transcript of the gene oprk1, whose product is annotated as opioid receptor, kappa 1. NCBI's taxonomy places the organism in Eukaryota, Metazoa, Chordata, Actinopteri, Cypriniformes, Leuciscidae. Gene Ontology annotation, biological process: sensory perception of pain; G protein-coupled opioid receptor signaling pathway; neuropeptide signaling pathway. Bases 264 to 1397 code for a protein of 377 amino acids. Gene Ontology annotation, molecular function: dynorphin receptor activity; neuropeptide binding. The record is from RefSeq and is a predicted model, not a curated record. The transcript has 4 exons. Gene Ontology annotation, cellular component: membrane; neuron projection.